Rubroshorea leprosula is the source of this 665-nucleotide messenger RNA. Lineage: Eukaryota; Viridiplantae; Streptophyta; Magnoliopsida; Malvales; Dipterocarpaceae. The record is from the annotation of a GenBank genome assembly.
CCUCUUCUCCCCCGACAAGCCCCCCCAAGCCACCGACUCUCUCCCUCUUGAAAACCCGGUGAGAUCUUGAUGAAAUUUCUCUUCUUUUCUUGUUAAAUCACAAGAUAUGGGGCUUAGAAUCUUCCCUCUCAACCCAGAAAAUCUCGGUUCUGCUCUGUUCUUCUCCCCUGUUCGCCGGCUGCUAUGGGGGUGUGAGAUUUUGGAGCUUUUUCUGCCCGUGAGCCCCUCUGCAGAAAUGCCGCCGGCUUCUUCUCCCUGCCAGCUCCGGUUUGCUUGCUGGAAUUCUGGAAGCGAAACCGAGGACGGAGAAACCACGGGAAGUGACGAGUUAGAAGGCUAGCCAUUUCGAGAUUGAUAUAGAUUUUAGAAAUAAAUCAUGUUUUUUUGUAAGAUAGAUUUUACCUUGAGAUCUUAAGUUUAAGUCAUGUUGGACAUAGAAUUAUUGAAAUAUUUGAUUUAAGUUAUUGGAUUGUCAGAUGUGAAUUGGAUAAGUUCCAAGUCUUGUGCAUUUGUGGGACCCUCUUACGAGUGCCUCGAAUUUGGGUUUUGGGGCGUGACAACAUUAUUAGGACUUUCAUCUAUAUUUGUGGUUUUAUAAUCCCUCUCAACUAUAUGUUUUAUAAUUUUUAACAAUGGUACUUCUUUAAUAAAUGAAUUGAGAGAAU